AUGGGUUUAUUCAACAAACUGCGACGCAGUUCGCGACGCAGUAACAGUGCGGGUAUCGCGACCGAGCCAGAAUCUCCACCCCGCAUCGGCCGAGACUACACCAAACGACUCCCGCGACCAGUGUUGGCGCGCAUCUUCGCUCUCGUAUGCCCUCACACCGUCGAUAAUUCCUACGGCACAUCAGAAGAAUCCGCAAGCGAUGGCUGCAUGCUCUGCGACAUGCGCGAUCUGGCGCACUGCGCCCUAGUGAACAAGCGGUGGUUCCUAGACGCGCGGAAACUCCUGUACACAAACGUCCGCAUCGACGCGGUGCACUACUGCGAGCUCGAAAUUGAAUUAGCCGCCAAGCGGAAACGCCGCUCCUUCUUCGACCGUAAUGGCGACCCCAUCGAUGCGCCCCAGGUACGACUAGAGCUGUUUAUGCGCGCGGUGCGAGAGGCGCAGGGGCUGGGCAAUAUGGUACUCUCGCUGCGCAUGCCGUAUAUGACUCGCGAAGCCAACAAAGCCAACAUCGCCCGCACGAUCUCCGUCCUGCCGAAUCUCCGCUUUGUUGAUCUCCCGGUGGGUCUGUACAGUGACGAGCCGUCCUGUCUACCGUUGAAACAAGAGUUGAUGGUGCGAUGUCCGGAACUGCGGCGGAUGAGUUAUCGCCGGGGUGCUGAGGGGAGUUUUGCGCGUCUGCCUGGUUCCCAGCUAUGGAUGAACUUGGAAGUGUUGGAGCUGUCCGGGGUGCAGAUGGAGGUUGGCACGUUGCGCAGCGGGCUCGCGGCAUUCCCGCAUCUUCGUGAGCUCACGCUCGAAGAGAUGGACUGGCUGGAUGACUCGGCGUUUGCAAUGACUGUGCCGCUGCCACCGUUCCCCGCAGUGCAGUCUCUUACACUCCGAGAUGCCCCUAGUGUGACGGCAAGCGGGCUUGCCUCAUUCCUUUCCAUGCCGAGAAACAAAGCAGCGCUGCAGUCAUUGACAUUAUCGGCUACCGGUGUUGUACCAUCGCAAGUCCAUCACAUUCUCUCUGCAGCUCCUCGGCUGGAGAGUCUUUCAAUUAUUCAGGAAGUUUCCCGCUCAUUCCCCAUGGAGCAAAUCCCUCCCAUGGCGUCGAAAUCACUGCGUCUCCUGCACUAUGAAAUUACGUCUCAAACUGAGACUCACGGGAUGCCACCGGUGGUGUCCUCAUAUUACGGCUACCUGAUCUCCUCGUUGAUGUCGCGGGCUCUACCAGCUCUCCGCGAUUUGUAUGUCCGCGAUGCCGAGUUCCCCGACACCCUUCUGCUUAUGCCUCCACCCCGACUCUUCGGCGGUGGUGAUAAUGGUCCCCAGAUGCGAGGAGGCCUGUCGCAGCCAUUGAACGUGUACAGCAAGGGUCUCGACGAGUUAGAGUGGAACUUCACACCCUACGACCCCGAACCGACUCAUGGACGCCGAGAUUCACGGACGCGCCCGGUGAGUUUCCACGAAGCCCAAUUGAGUCGAUCUUGGGGUGGCGAUGCGCGCAAAAGUGUGUUGGUCGGCAAUGGCUUUGGUGGAUUCCUUGCUGUGCCCGCUGAAGACGAACGCCCUCAAAGUAGUCAGGGCCACAAGCGACUGAGUCGGGGGGAUUUGUGGCGGUAA
Molecule: messenger RNA, 1608 nt
Organism: Penicillium arizonense
Lineage: Eukaryota; Fungi; Ascomycota; Eurotiomycetes; Eurotiales; Aspergillaceae
Product: F-box domain protein
Exons: 2
Coding region: 1-1608 (535 amino acids)
Source: RefSeq, a predicted model, not a curated record